Messenger RNA from Protopolystoma xenopodis, 1233 nucleotides. NCBI's taxonomy places the organism in Eukaryota, Metazoa, Platyhelminthes, Monogenea, Polystomatidea, Polystomatidae. The record is from the annotation of a GenBank genome assembly.
AUGCAUCCCGCGCUCUCUUCUUCUAUCUCCGGCUCCGUAAUCAAUUCGCUUUCAGUGGCCGAUCCAAUUGCAUCUUCCUCGUCCGCUAUCUCUGCUGCCUCUUCUACUUCCUCAUCGACAGUCACUUCUCCGAGUGCCUCUCUUCUACUGGUCCGCUCAGCAUGUGGGGCUUCCAGCGCGUCCCUUGUAGCUGGUGUCAGCGGAUUGCGGCACUUAACUGCAUCGCCUGCCGUGACAGUCUCUGCUACGUCAGGAGCAACAUGUCCAGGUAGUGUGCUAAGCAGCGCCGCAAAUAGCCUUAUAGGUGUAGUUGCUUCCUCCGUUCUUGGCACAACAAAUAUCGGCUGUAGUGGAGAUAGUAGUGUUGCCGGCCCAAUGUUGACAUCUAUAGACACGGAUCGAGCAGCUGGUGACAGCAAUGGCAUUGGUGGUAGCCUCGGUGCUGGUGGCCUUGUUGUGGACGUCUCAAGCGGAGCGCUUCUGCUUCAGCCUAUUGCAAUAUCAAUGGCUGGUACAGUUACUGCAACAAAUGCAACCUCUGAUGGAGGCAUAGAGGCCCAACAUACUAGAGCACUUCUUCUUUCGAGUUCUGGAAGCGGAACAUUAAGUCUUGUUUCUGAGGCAUCAAGCGGCAAUGGACAGUCUCUUCCUGUCAGCCUACAUAUAAGCGAUGUGACUAGCACCGCCGUCAACCAGAUGCCUCAUGAUUCUUUGCUGACGGAUCAUCAUCUUUCAGCAUGUGGAAUUACCAAGUCGACAAUGUCACCGACGAAAGGAAGUCAUCUGUGUAGUACUGAUGUCUAUGAACUUGAAUCGUCAAAUAUUUCUAUUUUCGGUUCUUCAUCAUCAUUGAAACGCUUUGACUCCAUCGAUAGAACUAUUUAUUCUGGCCACAGCGUUUCUGACGCGUCAGCAGGCAUAUCCUUUGUUAGUGGACACCCAGAUCAGCAGCAGCAGCUAGCAGGCAAUCUUCUAGGGUUAACUGGUUCUUUACUAGAUGAGCGUCGUACUCUAACUGUCAACGUCAGUGAGAACGAGCUAAUUUCCACUAACACGGCUACGACUUCCACAGGUGCAGAGCUAGAUCAAAACUCCCUGUUACUACCUAUUCCCGAUGACGGUGAGCCCGGCUAUGGCCAAUCCAGUCUUUUGACUGCUUGUGACCAAACACCUAUGUCCAUUGUUGCUUUAGAAGUCAGUGGCUCCUUGUCUUCGGCCAAAACUAGCCAAUGA